AUGCCGACGUUAAAGUCUCGAUGGACCAUUCAAAUUCCCGAGGCAUCGCUACCCACUGUUGUAUUCAAGUCUCCCACGCAUCCCCUAUCUCAGACGAGACGAUGUUUCUCGGAUGCCGAACGACCGGACACUCACUUCUUCAUCACACAUGAAUACCGUCUAUGGUGCCAGCGCUUUGCCGCAGGUCUCAGAAAGUUGGGUCUGCAGACCGGAGAUCGUGUGCUUCUAUUCUCUGGCAAUGACUUGUUCUUCCCCGUGGCUUUCAUGGGCAUCGUUAUGGCAGGCGGAAUCUUCACUGGCGCGAACCCAACAUACACCCCACGAGAACUAGGGUACCAACUGAAAGACUCCGGAGCAAAAUAUUUUCUGUGUGCGGAUGGGAGUUUGGACGUCGGAAUUGCCGCCGCGGAGUUGAUUGGUAUGGGUAGAGACAAUAUAUUCGUGUUCAAUGGUGCUGUGUUUGAUGGGAAGGGUGAGGGGUUCAAAGGUUGUCGGUAUUGGGGAGAGAUUUUUGCCUCACCGGAAGAGGGAAGUAGAUUUGCUUGGGACACUCUAUCAACUCCUCAGGAAACAGAUCGGACACUCGCCCUUAAUUAUAGUUCCGGGACUUCUGGGGUUCCAAAAGGAGUGCAGAUAACCCAUAAGAACUAUGUUGCCAACCUACUUCAGUUCAACCACGCCGCUUACUUACGGAACGACUGGGAAAGGAGGGAUAAAUCUGCUCGCUGGCUAUGUUUCCUCCCCAUGUAUCAUGCCAUGGCGCAGAAUAUUUUCAUAGCUUCAUCCUUGAUGCGAGGAAUUCCCGUUUACAUCAUGAAAAGAUUUGACUUCAUUCAGAUGUUGGAUGCAGUGCAGAAGUUCCGCAUUACAGAUUUGACAUUUGUGCCGCCAAUUGCUGUUGCUUUCGCGAAGCAUCCAGCUGUCAAGAAAUAUGAUCUAAGCAGCGUAGAAUUCAUCGGGUGUGGAGCCGCUUCGUUGGGGAGAGAAAUCUCGGAGGAGGUUGAAGCUUUGUUCCCGCCCGGGAAGCUUUAUGUCAGACAAGGAUGGGGAAUGACAGAGACUACGUUGUCGCUACUUGGAUGGGAUCCCAACCAUCCCGGUACUAGCUCAUCCGUCGGGGAAUUAAAUCCCAAUUGCGAAGCAAAGAUCAUAGCAGAUGAUGGGAUCACUGAGCUUGGACGGAACCAACGAGGGGAAAUCUGGGUCAGGGGCCCGAAUAUAAUGAAGGGCUAUUGGAACAAACCAGAAGCAACAAAGGAGACACUAACAGAAGACCGUUGGCUGAAAACAGGAGACAUUGGAUACGUGGAUGACUCAGGAAAGUUCUAUAUUGAACUUAUCAAAGUAAAAGGCAACCAAGUUGCCCCAGCGGAACUAGAAGGUCUUCUCCUGGAGCAUCCUACAAUUGCAGAUGCCGCAGUCAUCGGAGUGAUCAAAAACAACGAAGAAUGCCCUCGAGCCUAUGUAGUCCUCAAACCAGGGCAGACUGUCACUGCAGAGGCUAUCGCCAACUAUGUAAGGCGAAAAGUUGCGCCCUUCAAGCGGAUCACGGGCGGAGUUGUAUUUGUUGAUGAUAUACCCAAAAACCCCUCCGGGAAGAUCCUAAGGAGACUCCUUCAGGACCAAGCACGACAGGAAAUCAAACAGGAGAACGCCAGCUCAAAAUUUUGA
Molecule: messenger RNA, 1671 nt
Organism: Paracoccidioides brasiliensis Pb18
Exons: 4
Coding region: 1-1671 (556 amino acids)
Biological process (GO): secondary metabolic process
Molecular function (GO): CoA-ligase activity
Source: RefSeq, a predicted model, not a curated record